AUGCCGCCACAUUGGAAGGCGAAGUAGCACCACUUGACGAAGAUUCAGGUUUAUAAUUUCAAACAGCGCGUCUCAACCGAGUGUCAGAAGAUAUUAAUACUCCUGUAUAACACAACCUAAUGUUAUUUCGAAGGAUUGUUUAUUUAUAAAAGGACACUGCUCAAUGAUGAAUUAUGUAAAGCUCCAUUUUUAAACAGUGCAGUACAAAAUCAAAGAUGUUCCGCUGUUGUAUAUUUUGUGGUUAGACCGCACGAAAGUAAUAUACACGUCAACUCGUGUAACGCCUUGGGUCAUCGAGCGGAUUAAUCGAAAUUAUUAAGACGAAUUGCAAUGUCACAAGGAAAAGGAGGGAGAAGAGGCCGUGGGCACCAUAAUAAGGGCAAGAUCAAUCUCGGUGACAAGAGUAGAGAGAUAGUGGAGAACAUCGACGAGAACAAUCCGACAAUACAACAGUUUCGCGCUUACGCGACAGAGCUGGACGCCAAGCAUGACCGUUACGAAAGGAUUUUCAAGAUCAAUCGGGACGUGGGCAUCGAGAGCAAGAGAAUAAUCUUCUUUCUGCACACCAUCGAUAAGGAGAGCAAGCGAGGCUCCGUGCUGGACUCGGCCAAAGCGAGACUUGAUAAAGUGGCACAGAUGAUGUUCAGGGACAUCGCCAGCGAGCUGGAUGGUCAGGAUGCCUAUCAGUUUCACAGGGCCUAUCGCGCCGGCUUGGAGGAGUACGUCGAGGCGCUUACCUUCCACGAGUACCUGCAAAGUGGCGGCAUGCAAGAUUGGAGCAACCUGGAAAAGAUGUUGACGUAUCGCGCGACUCCGGCCGACUCGACCGCGCAAGAGGAAGUCACCGCCAAGACGACACGAGUGAUGAUGACGCCGACGGACUACAUCAUGGGAAUAGCUGAUCUGACUGGCGAAUUGACACGCAAGUGUAUCAACAGCUUGGCAAUAGGCGACAUAGCUAGUUGCUAUCAGACGUGCGACUUGGUCAGGAAGAUAUACGUCGGCUUCCUGGGCUACACGGGCUUGGUGUCCAGCAACGAGAUGAGCAAGAAGAUCCUCACGCUCAAGCAGAGUCUGACGAAGAUGGAGAACGCGUGCUACACCAUCAAGGUGCGCGGCUCGGAGAUCCCCAAGUACAUGCUGGCCGGCGCGGCCAUCGCGGCGGCUGAGAAGUACAUCGCCGAGGACGACGAGGGGUAUCAGGCGUAUUAAAGAAGGAAACACCUAUCGCGGAUUUUUCGUUAUAAUAGACUGUGUCAAUUGGACGCAAAAUAGAAACGGUUUAAUACCACUCUCUGUCGUAGAAUGUUUAUUCUACAACAUCAAUUAUAAUAUGUUAACAACAGUUUUUAUACUUCUCACGUUUAACGAAUAGAUGCAGGUACAUGUAAAUUUGAAUAGAAAAAUAAAUAUUUCGCAA
Messenger RNA from Ooceraea biroi (clonal raider ant), 1420 nucleotides. RefSeq names its product Translin associated factor X (gene Trax). The record is from RefSeq and is a predicted model, not a curated record. Gene Ontology annotation, molecular function: sequence-specific DNA binding. NCBI's taxonomy places the organism in Eukaryota, Metazoa, Arthropoda, Insecta, Hymenoptera, Formicidae.